Bradysia coprophila is the source of this 556-nucleotide messenger RNA. Its product is annotated as general odorant-binding protein 19d-like. Lineage: Eukaryota; Metazoa; Arthropoda; Insecta; Diptera; Sciaridae. Gene Ontology annotation, molecular function: odorant binding. Gene Ontology annotation, biological process: sensory perception of smell. The record is from RefSeq and is a predicted model, not a curated record.
ACCAAAGUUAAGCACAGUACAGUUCGCUUUAAAUCUUCGCCGGAAUUCGAUUUGCUUAUUAGCGUCGCAAAAUGAAAUAUAUUUUAUGUGUUAUCUGUGUUAGCGCAGUUGCAAUUUUGUUGGUUUCAGUAAAUGCAGGGGAAGAAGAAGAAAAUAUGUUAAGGCAAGUGGCUGGAGGUUGCAUCAACGAAACUGGAGCAUCCGAUGAAGAUGUCGCUAGAAUGGCCAAUAAAAAGUUACCCGCAACGCCUGAGGGAAAAUGCUUUACUUUUUGUGUGCUGCAUCUAUUUAAUUGUUUGACUGAGGAUGGGAAUUUCCAACAAGAGGAUUUUAUGAAUUUAAUGAGAAUGGGAAUCGACAAUGAUACAGUGUUAGCAGCGUGUGACGAAGUAUCUAAGAAAUGUGUUGGAACUAAGUCAUCUGAUGACAAUAACUGUGAGACUGCUGCAUUACUGGUCAAAUGUUUAGACGAUGGUGCAAAAGAAGCUGGCUACGAGAAAUUCUAGAAAGUUUGUUAACUAAUUUGCAGUAGAAAUAAACACAAUCCAACUAAAAA